CACUGUGAUAAAGCAUUCUUCAUUAAGCGCGACUUUGUCGACCACGUGGCCGCGCACCAAGGUCAGAAGAAGCACGGCUGCCCCGUCUGCAAGCAGAAGUUCACCAAGAAAGCAGACUUGACCCGGCAUCGCUUCGUCCAUUUGAGCGGCGAGGAGCGCGUCGAAGUGAGGCGGGGGUGGCGCCUCGCCUGCUACUUUUGCAAAAAACGGUUCCAAGAUUCAUCUCAUCUCGAGUGUCAUCUUGUGACCCACACAAAGGAAAAGAUUGGCGGGAGGUGCCCCACUUGUCGAAAAACGUUCUGCUCCAAACAAGCCCUUACCCAUCACGGUUUCCUCCACCUCUCCGCCGACGAAAAGGUCGCCCUCGUGGAGCAGCGUGUAAGUCGAGUUUGCCUAUUUUGCCAUAAAAUUUUCUCCAACAGCCGCACUUAUCAUGGGCACGUGGUCACCCACACGAAGGAGAAAGCCUUUUCCUGCGACCAGUGCGGGGAGCAGUUCAGCUUGAAAGGUAACUUAACCAAGCACGCGCGCAUUCACAGCGCGGAUCCGCGACCAUUCAAGUGCACCCAAUGCGAUCAAGCCUUGACUACAAAAGACUCCCUUGUAGUCCACAAGAAGACGGUUCACCGGAAGUUGAAGGACUUCGUGUGCCUCCAGUGCGGCAAGAAGUUCGGGAGGAAGAGUGACAUGGUGCGACAUGUGAACAGCGUUCAUGCCAAAAUCUGGCACCCUUGCCCCCACUGCGGGCUGACAUUUUCGAGGACAGACCAUCUUGGGAGACAUUUGAAGAAGCUCCACCCCCCAGAAUAAAGUCGAAAACUGACCCCUCACCAAAUUGCGACACGUUUCCCAUACUUUAUUCAUUUUAAAAUUUGUUUUUUUAUCUGUUUAACUAUUUCUGACACGAUAAUUAUUCCCACCCGUUUGAUAAAAAUAGCAUUAUUACGUUGUAAACAUGACAUACUUUUUGUUACCUUUUUGACCAUGACGAUUUUUAAGUAGUAAUAAAUAAGCCAUUUCAUUUUAUAUAUAAAAAAA
Folsomia candida is the source of this 1038-nucleotide messenger RNA. RefSeq names its product gastrula zinc finger protein XlCGF8.2DB-like. NCBI's taxonomy places the organism in Eukaryota, Metazoa, Arthropoda, Collembola, Entomobryomorpha, Isotomidae. The record is from RefSeq and is a predicted model, not a curated record. The annotation marks the transcript as partial. The transcript has a single exon.